AUGCUCGUAACUCCGUGCGUAAAGUUCUCGUCACUCACGUGUUUGAUUGGUAUCAUCCUUUGCAUAACGUUUAAUUCGGCUGUGGGCCAAGGCAACGACCGUGGGUCAAUCGGCCCAGAACCCCGAAAUAUCUCGAUGCACAAUACCUCGGCACCUUUAAAGGAUGCAUUUCCGACUCAGAAUGGAUUUGGAAAGUCCAGACUUGACAUUAACACCAGCGACACAGAGGAAAGAAUGUUUUCAUUCGAAAAUGUCAUCAAUGAAUUAAAAAAACUGUUGCGGGGGUUUCUAAUUCAGCAGAACGUUGAAGACAAAACGGGGCUGCCGUUCGAUAGCUUUAUCUCUAAGACUCACGAUGCUAUUGAGAAAUGGGAAAACGCAGUCGAUUCUUCGGUAGAUAAGGUUUUCGAUAAGAUUGAAGUAAGUGUGGAUAAAAUCAAGAAAGCAGCGGGACCUUCGGUUGAAAGCUCUGUUUCUGAUAUUGACAAUGGUUUGGAGGAGCUUGAGAACAUACUUCGGGGCAAAGAAGCGGUCCAUGGGGAACAACUUUCUUCGAACGGUGGUCAACACAGCCUUUCAAGUGUAAAACGCGAUGGUAUUGCAUCAAGAAACGACCUUUCCAGUGUUGGAUACAUCAACGGAAUAAACAACGUCAAACUAAUGACGAGCAUGGAAGCGAGUGCACUCAAGCAAGAGUUGACUAAGCUUUUACGUAUGAUACCACGAAGUGCGGAGGGGCAAGAUGAUGAUUCUUCGAUUCGGCGCCUUUUCGAAGAAAUGCUUCCUUUGAUUUGGCAACUUCACAUUUUAAAGGACAAUUAUGGCGAGCUGGUAUUCAUCGGGAUGCUUCGACACCCGACUCUAGGUGAAUUGGCCCACAAGCAAUGGUACAAAGCAAAAGUUACUGUUGAUGAAGCUCGGGAGAUCUUAAUGCGGUACUCAACAACGGAAGACCUCUUCUACAGGAACGAGUUGGGGAGCUUGUGGCUAUCGUAUAUCGCGUAUUAUUCGAAACAAGCGCACGAAGAUUUUCCCGCUGAAUUAAUACUUCGUCAUUUCGAAGUGUUUGAAUUGACGGAAGAUGAAAUCGUUAAGAAGUUCUUGUUAAAUGACCAAAGGACCCAACGUCUGGCGUAUCGUAUGGAAAAAGAUGGAUAUGAUGGCUUAUCACACUUCGCAAACACUUUUACUGGCAACUCUCUGUCUCACACGUGGUUCUUUUAUGCCGCCUUCGCUUUAGAACGGGGAAUUAUAGAUGAGGACGAUAUUGCAAACGCGAUGUUUGUUUUUCAGAGUCAUGAUUAUAAAACGCAAUUGAAAAUAUUCACGAAGAUGAUGACGGAUUUUAAACCCGUCAAGAAGCCACUAAGUGACGUUGGCAUUUCGGGUAAACACGUCAAACUAAAUGAAGAAGAAAUUGUUGCGGAAAGCUCGAAGAGUCAAAAUCUCUUGAAAGCUUCAAUUCAUGAAAUGGCGAAAAAAAUGGUCGAACACUUAAUGGUCACAAUACAAAGAUUUAUCACGCGCAGACCAAAUCAAUUUGAAUGCAUUGAAGGUUAUCGCUGCUUCACUAAUAUCUUUCUCAUUGAUAUAUAUUAUUGA
Molecule: messenger RNA, 1602 nt
Organism: Plasmopara halstedii
Lineage: Eukaryota; Oomycota; Peronosporomycetes; Peronosporales; Peronosporaceae
Exons: 6
Coding region: 1-1602 (533 amino acids)
Source: RefSeq, a predicted model, not a curated record